UGUUCGCCAGCUAAGCGAGAGAGCUAAAGAAUGCGCCUUUUCUGUAGAAACAUGCAGUCGCUGUUUUCUUGUGUCUUAGUUAUAUUUUCAGCACUAUUGCUAGAAGUGCCUGUCGCUUCAGGCAAAGCAAAGCACCAACUGAACCACGAUGUCACGGAUGCAUUUAAGUUGUUUGAGGUCUUCCCUUACGCUGUUGCCGCGUUUGAUGCGGAUGAUGAUGGAGAUCUGGACUGUGCGAUGGUUGUGCGGCAACAGCUCGAUGAGAACCAGAAGACUGCUACCUACGUAUUUGUGCUACCGCCCGUCAAUGGACAUCAACCAGAGAACCACACCUACCAUGUAAAGGAAGGAUCAACAACCGACAAACCUGUCUACACGGUGGACGACGGUGCGGAUGGUGAGAAAAUGGUGAAUUUCAUCUAUACCAACUAUGAGAAUUGCAUCGUGGCGGACUUCCCGUUCAAGAUGAGACAAAGCUGUGGUCUAUGGGUCACCAAAGAUGUGUUGCACAGUUUCCCGCAAGAAUGCAUUGACCAGUUAGAGGACAACUGCGACAAGGCGGUCGCGGUGUUCGACGACGAAACUUGCAAGGGUGUGUUCGACAAUAUCUAGAGCACUUCUCACGCGCGUGUAUCUUUAUGAGCGUUCGGUCAUUAGUACCGAAUAAUAAAUUGCUCCAUCACACGAAACAUAACUCUCCCGUCGAUUAGUUAUUUCUAAUCUG
Molecule: messenger RNA, 724 nt
Organism: Dermacentor andersoni
Lineage: Eukaryota; Metazoa; Arthropoda; Arachnida; Ixodida; Ixodidae
Biological process (GO): symbiont-mediated perturbation of host defenses
Molecular function (GO): amine binding
Source: RefSeq, a predicted model, not a curated record